Malus domestica (apple) is the source of this 1164-nucleotide messenger RNA. The record is from RefSeq and is a predicted model, not a curated record. NCBI's taxonomy places the organism in Eukaryota, Viridiplantae, Streptophyta, Magnoliopsida, Rosales, Rosaceae.
AUGGCAGAAGCACAGGAGGUGAAAGAAAGAUGCAAACUUUCAAGCUACGAUGCCUACUUCGAAACCAUCCAAUCCAGGAAGAAAUUACCUCGUGCCCAGCAGGGGGUUUUAACAAAUGCAUUUGCGAAAAUUCCGGUUUCAUCUUUCCCGGCUGUACCUGGAGGCAAAGUAAUUGAGAUUCCGGCAGACACGUCCGUCGGCGACGCGGUUAAGAUUCUGUCCGAAAACAACAUUUUGUCAGCUCCUGUGAAAACCCCAGAAGCAGGCGCAAGUUCUGAUUGGAGAGACAGGUACCUAGGACUCAUAGAUUACUCUGCCACUAUUCUUUGGGUGUUGGAGAGUGCAGAGCUAGCUGCAGUUGCUAUAUCAGCUACUUCAGCAACCGCUGCUGGAAUCGGUGCGGGGCCCCGGGGGGGGGGAGGGGGGCGUUGGGGCUCUAGCAUUGGGUGUGACCGGUCCUGCGCAGUUGCAGGGCUAACUGCUGCUGCUGUUGGAGCUGCAAUGGCUGGUGGCGCGGCUGCAGAGAAAGGAAUAGCCAAAGAUGCUCCCACAGCUGCUGAUGAAUUAGGCCAAGACUUUUACAACGUUAUACUGAAAGAUGAACCCUUUCAAGUGAGGUCAAUACUUAAAUCCUUCCGCUGGGCGCCUUUCAUUCCAGUUGCAACAGAUAGUUCAAUGUUGACCGUUAUGCUACUACUUUCAAAAUAUAGGCUGAGGAAUGUACCUGUAAUAGAACCAGGCCAACCCACCCUUAAGAACUACAUUACUCAGUCAGGACUUGUUCAGGGUCUUGAGAGAUGCAGAGGAAGGGACUGGUUUGACUGCAUUGCGGCAAAGCCUAUCUCCAAUUUUGGACUUCCUUUCAUGUCCUCUGAUGAGGUUAUUAGCAUCACGAGCAAUGAUCUAAUACUUGAAGCUUUCAAGAGGACAAGAGAUAACAAAAUUGGUGGUCUUCCUGUUGUAGAGGGGCCCAAGAAAAACAUAGUCGGAAGCUCACUUUUUGCUUCCAAGUCCAUUCAUAGGAUCCAUGUAGUAGCUGGGGAGGAAGGCGAGGUUGUUGGUGUCAUUACACUCAGAGAUGUGAUCUCUAGCUUCAUUUAUGAACCACCAAACCACUUUGAUAACUACAUGGGGUUUGCGGUGAAGGAGAUAUUGAAUCAGUGA